Molecule: messenger RNA, 1711 nt
Organism: Brienomyrus brachyistius
Lineage: Eukaryota; Metazoa; Chordata; Actinopteri; Osteoglossiformes; Mormyridae
Gene: ccna2
Product: cyclin A2
Exons: 10
Coding region: 130-1434 (434 amino acids)
Biological process (GO): regulation of cyclin-dependent protein serine/threonine kinase activity; mitotic cell cycle phase transition
Cellular component (GO): cytoplasm; cyclin A2-CDK2 complex; nucleus
Molecular function (GO): cyclin-dependent protein serine/threonine kinase regulator activity
Source: RefSeq, a predicted model, not a curated record
ACUUGAACUAGGAAAGUUGCAACUUGCAAGUGAGCGGAAAGGUUGUGAGAUUUUCAUUAGGAUUUCGGGCGCUUUGGAGGGAGCCGACAUGGAGGACGCAAAGGAGUUCUAGUUAGAUAUUAACAGCCCAUGCCCCUAAGCAACGUGCGGACCUCGUUCCAUCGAGAAACAGAACAAAUGGCGACCAUAAGCCCCGGAGGAGCGGACGCUGUGACCGAGCGGCGGAACCAAGAGAAUAUGCCGCCCGGAUUGCGGCUUGCUGGCAAGGAGAACCGGGAGGAUGCGAGCGCCAGACCGACUACCCGGACAGUGCUGGGGGCGCUUCCGCAGAACAACCAACGGCGCCGGCCGCCGUCGCAGCGCGGAGCCAAGGUCGCAGCCUCUCAAGUGUCCUGCAAAAACGAAGAUGAUUGUAAAGGUGCUGUGGGGAGCAAACAGCCCCCGUUCCAGAUCCACUUGGAUGAACCAGAGGUCCCAAAGAAGCAGGAGCCAGUUAGAACAAAGGCACCAGGAAAUGCCCUUCUACCCCUGCACCCAACAGUUACUGGCCUCCGACAGCCGCUUGCGGCUAUUGAAAUGCCCAUGGAAGUCAGUUUUGACUCCCCGAUGGAUAUGUCGAUAGUCGACGCUGAGGAGAAGCCGCCAACUGUGAGCCAAGCUGCAGAUUAUGCAUCUGAGAUCCACACGUACUUAAGAGAGAUGGAGCUGAAAUCGAGACCGAAAGCAGGUUACAUGAAAAAGCAGCCUGACAUCACCAGCAGCAUGAGGGCCAUUCUUGUCGACUGGCUCGUCGAAGUUGGCGAGGAGUAUAAGCUCCAGAACGAGACUCUCUACCUGGCGGUCAACUACAUCGACCGUUUCCUGUCCUCCAUGUCUGUGCUGAGAGGAAAGCUGCAGCUCGUCGGCACGGCUGCCAUGCUCCUGGCCUCGAAGUUUGAGGAGAUCUACCCCCCAAUGGUGUCAGAGUUCGUCUAUAUCACCGAUGACACGUACACAAAGAAGCAGGUCUUGAGGAUGGAGCACCUUGUCCUCAAAGUCCUGUCCUUUGAUCUUGCUGCUCCUACGAUCAACCAGUUUCUCACCCAGUACUUCCUGUGUCAGCCGGUCUGUAAAAACGUUGAGAGCUUGUCACUGUUCUUGGGUGAGCUGAGCUUGAUCGACUCGGACCCUUUCCUGAAAUACCUUCCGUCACAAAUGGCCGCAGCAGCGUUCACUGUGGCGCACUACACGGUUUCUGGAGGAUCCUGGACGGAGCCUCUGGAGCAGAUGACUGGCUACACCCUGGAGGCUCUGACCCCUUGCAUCAUGGAUCUACACCAGACCUACCUCAGUGCCUCCCGGCAUGCACAGCAGUCCGUCAGGGAGAAGUACAAGACUUCGAAGUACCACACAGUCUCCCUCAUCGAGCCACCAGAGAAGCUGAUCCUGAAUUGAUUUUAAUCUUAUUUUGCCCCGUUAACAUUUGUAGGUUUUGUACAGUUUUAUAAUCCAUCGGGGGCUCCUUUUGACCCGUGUAAUGUUACUUUUAAUCAGUUUUUAAUGUGCAAUCUUGUAGCUUUUUGUUACAUUUGAUACAGCCUGAAAUUUUGAAUUCUAGUUAAUCACGUUUUUAAAAUUGGGAGUCCGCUUGUUGCUGAGGUGUGAUUGCACUGCCGUGACAUCUGCUUUGACCAUUUCUUCAAUAAAGCUGCUGUACCAGCCUGCUCCCCUA